Messenger RNA from Helicoverpa zea (corn earworm), 1764 nucleotides. Its product is annotated as endoplasmic reticulum lectin 1. Gene Ontology annotation, biological process: endoplasmic reticulum unfolded protein response; retrograde protein transport, ER to cytosol. NCBI's taxonomy places the organism in Eukaryota, Metazoa, Arthropoda, Insecta, Lepidoptera, Noctuidae. Gene Ontology annotation, cellular component: endoplasmic reticulum lumen. Bases 114 to 1721 code for a protein of 535 amino acids. The record is from RefSeq and is a predicted model, not a curated record. The transcript is spliced from 9 exons.
UUUUAUAGCAUAUCAAAUUAGUCGUGUUUUAAUUUGUUUGCAGUGUUGUAAUUAUAAUCCAAAUAGUGAUUAAUUUUAGGUUUACGUUUAUUAUGAACUUGUAAACGUGUAAAAUGAAGGAUAUUUGGGUGCUGUGUUUGUGUCUCGUGAAAGUAGCCUCAAGUAUAGAGCAUGAUUUCAAAGGUUUUGAUGAUACCAUAUUAUUUGGAAUUAACUGGCCCGGCAGCCAGGAUAUCCAACAUCUAGUCGAUGGAGAAGUUAGUAAACUUGAGCUACCAAAAAAGGAGAUCCUUAAAGUGACUACAGCUAACAAAGAGAAGUAUGAAUGCCGUAUACCAGAGCUACGUGCUAAAGAGUCAACGAACAUUGAGGAUUACGAUGGUCCGUCUCCACUGAGUCUGCUAAAGCCCCUGUUCUCUCAGAAGAUAUGUUCAUAUAGGCUUGAGAGUUACUGGAGUUACGAAGUGUGUCAUGGAAGAUAUAUUCGACAGUAUCAUGAGGAGAGAGAAGUUGUGAAAACCAAUCAACCUGGUGCAACGGUCACUUUAUAUAAAGGCAAACAAGUGAAAACCCAAGAGUUCUACCUGGGUCACUGGAGUUCAGAAAAGCAUGCUAAGUUAGAGGCUGAUGUGAAGGCUGCUCAGGAGACUAAGGAGCCCUAUAGGAUGACCAAAGUUGAUGGCGCUAAGCUGCCCUCGGUGGAAAUGGUUCUAGAUGAUGGCACAGUCUGUGACUUGAGCGGCAAGCCUCGUCUGACCAGAGUUCUUUACGUUUGCUAUACUCAUGGAAAGCACGAAGUUUACUCCUUUAAAGAGACAUCAACUUGCGAGUAUGAGAUCAUCAUACUUUCUCCAUUACUCUGUGAACAUCCUCAAUUCAGGCCUAAAGAUGUCAGCGAGAAUAUCAUAGACUGUUUGCCAGUUGACGAUGCUCCUAAGAAACCAAGGAGUCUAUUGAAAAUGGAGGUUGACAGUCUCAGGUUCCAUCAUCAGACUAUUCGAAUGAUGAGCAAUGAUAACGAUCCUAAGGACGUACUAGCUGUGUUGAAAGUUGAGAAAAUUGAUAAGGAUGGUGAAACUCACCUUAAAUUCGAGCUGCACCCGUUGAAUGAAGAUGAAGACUUGGUGGAAGAUAGUAAGCCUCAGUUGGCUGAUAAACCGGCGCCGGUCAUUACUGAUGAUUCACCAGUGAGGGCUUUUCUUAAUGGAGAGAAUUGUCUUAAUGGAGGCACAGGCUGGUGGAAAUACGAGUUCUGUUACGGCAAGCAUGUAGUUCAGUACCACGUAGAUCGCACUGGAGAGAAAACUACACUACUGCUGGGCAAGUUCGACGAACGCGCCCAUUUGGACUGGAUCAAGGAGAACAAGGGGAAGGCUCCUAAACCUGUUGAAUACCGCACAUCAGUCUCUCAUUUCUACUCAAACGGAGACGUAUGCGACAAGACAGGCAAGCCUAGGCAAACCGAAGUGAAGCUCAAAUGUCUAGAAAAUUCCUCCAGCCCAGCUCAAGUUUCCCUCUAUUUACUAGAACCUAGAACCUGCCACUACAUCUUAGGGGUCGAAUCACCCCUCAUAUGUGAUAUUCUACCUCUAGCAGACAAUACAGGGUUGAUCAAAUCUGUUAAAACGGUACUAGAAACGCAAGAAGCUACUACAGAUAAAAAAGACGAAGAUAUCAAGUUGUAUAAGGAAAAGGUGGCCCAAAAGUUCGGGAAUGACUAGUUUUCGUUGUGAUUGGUGAAUAAAUUGUUUAUUUAUUAAUUUA